Messenger RNA from Pomacea canaliculata, 1306 nucleotides. Its product is annotated as probable transcriptional regulatory protein THEYE_A1868. The record is from RefSeq and is a predicted model, not a curated record. Bases 208 to 1224 code for a protein of 338 amino acids. Gene Ontology annotation, cellular component: mitochondrion. The transcript is spliced from 6 exons. NCBI's taxonomy places the organism in Eukaryota, Metazoa, Mollusca, Gastropoda, Architaenioglossa, Ampullariidae.
AUAACGCUGUUUGACAGAAGGAUAACUCCGAAUGCUUAACUUCCUAUCGACUAGGGCACCUUGCCGUUACGAUCUUGAACAUCAACAUUUCAUUUUACAAACUGCCUUUGGUUAGUCUUUGUGAAGCCAGAUUACAUUUAGGACUUUUUCUUUUGUGUGAAAUGCUGCCUUACUGAAAUUUGUAUGAAAAUAUUAGGUUAGGGAGCAAUGGCGUUGAGAAGCAUCCAGAAUAAUUUCCAAGCAUUUCAAAAUUGGAGCAGAGAGCUGUUUAAAGUCAGUAGACUACAAAUUAAUGGGAAUUUAGGUAAGAGGUCGUCUGUGAGACAACACAGUUUUUCUAGCUUCUGGCAGGUGUAUUCAGAAGGGUACCAAGUCGUGCCUAAAUUCUGUAGUACAUACCAUUUGGUCAUGCCUAGUAAGGUGAAAAUAAGAGCAAACCAGUGCUCUUACAUGGUGCAGCUGGUGCGUGGCAUGGCAGGGCACAGCAAGUGGCAGAACAUCAAGAACAUCAAGGCUGCUGAAGAUGCCAAGAAAGCCAGGACCAUCCAAGACUUUACAAGAAGGGCAAGGGCAAUCAUAAGAGAGAAAGGUUCAGCUGACCCAAAGAAUAAUCCUCUACUUGCUCGCCUUCUUGUGGAGGCCAAGUCAAAAUGCAUUCCAAAUGCAAAUAUUGAAAGAGUGCUGAGUCAGAUGGGUAAGAUGAAAGAUGUGCCUCCAACCGUGUUUGAAGCCAAGGGUCCAGGGGGGAGUAUCAUGCUAAUUGAAGCAAUGACCGUAAACCAGAGCCAGACACGCCAAGAGCUGCAGAGUUAUGUCAAAAAGUGCGGGUUUUCACUUUAUGAAAAUAGCUUUUUGGCAAGAAUGACUUUUGAACAGAAAGGGUUGGUGAUGGUGGAUAUCCCAGACCAAGGGGAGACUACUCCAAACAUGGAGGAGUACAUUGAACUUGCAAUCGAAGUUGGUGCUGAGGAAGUCACUUUGGAAGCAGAUGAGGAGGGAAAAAAAUUUCUUCAGUUUCUCAGUGCUCCAGAGCAUGUGUACUCAGUAAAGAAGGAACUGGAGGCAAAGAACCUACCAGUAAGGUCUGCAGAAGUCACGUUUCUUUCAUUAAAUGAUGUUUCUUUGGGCAGCAAAGACAUUGAGCUGAUAGCGAAGGUUUUGGAUAAGUUAGACGAUCACCCAGAUGUCCUAAAAGUGUACACUAAUGUUGUAGAGGCAUCAUGAUGGCAGUUAUUGACACUUCUGGGAAUAGUCUCAUAAUGUUGCUGAACGUUUUCAUAUGAAAGUAAAUUUGGAAGAAAGACCA